Temnothorax curvispinosus is the source of this 2209-nucleotide messenger RNA. RefSeq lists its product as uncharacterized. Lineage: Eukaryota; Metazoa; Arthropoda; Insecta; Hymenoptera; Formicidae. Bases 1146 to 2183 code for a protein of 345 amino acids. The transcript is spliced from 4 exons. The record is from RefSeq and is a predicted model, not a curated record.
UGAUCUUAAAAUAUAUACAUAUAAAUGGUGUAUGCAUACAUAUUCCAUAUAUUAUUAUCGAUGUAAAAUAUAGCACCAUAAAGCACGCUUGUUUUUUCUUGGAAAAAAAAUACAGCGGCGCAUAAAGAGUUAACAUGCAUAUGCAUACAUAAUAUCAGUGAUGUCGGACUGGAAAUCUGAAAAUGGACAUCGUGCGACUGUAUGCGAGUCACAGAGAAGCCUCCUGACCCAAAUUGAUCGAGAUAUAAUGGACAGCGUGAGAGGGACGACGACAGAUCUCGCCGUUAUCGUUAUUAAUGGCAGUCGCGUUAAAAUCGAGGAUACACGAACGAUGUUUUAUGCUAAGUACUUGAUCGUCAACCAAAUCACGAAAUGCGGUACCUAUUAAAAUCGCGCGGUGGUCGGUGUUCACCGAUGUUUGUCCGCCGGGCGGAACAAUGACUACCCAGGAUCCGGUUUCGUGAAGGCGUGCGUUUUAAAAGCGCUUUAAAAGCCCACCCGCGACUUCGCCGAUUGUCAGUCACACCUCCGCUACUCAAUAUGUCUCAACCGUGUUAUGAUCCGCAAUACAAAAUGUGGUCGACCCACGUAACGAUCUCGAAAAUUUACGCUUAAUUCAAACGUUACGUUAAAUAAUUUAUUUAACUAAUUGGCGAUCAUUUUUGCAGAUAUAUCGGUGGCUGCUCCUCGUCGGCGCGAUAUCCUCGGGAAACCUCGCGGGCGGAUUCGAGCCUCAGGAUGAGGCGGUCUUCGUGAAUUUCCAUCGCCGAUACAACGUCUCGAGGGUGGCGAUACUCCACGACAACGGUUAUUUACCACCAGCUUCGAUUCCGGAUUUCUCCCUGCCGGAAGUGAUCGAUAACAGAGCGCGGAACGUGCCGGUUGCGGUGACGGAUGAGACCAGAAACUAUCCGAACGCGCUGUAUCAUCUGCCCGGACGGGAUGCCUUGCGAGUCCUCACGCGCAAGGGCCCGCACGACAGGUAUCCGGGGAGCGACGGGUCGCAAAUACCUCAGCAUCAUCGUCGACCCACUUUCCCGCAAGGCAAACACCCUCAACAGACUACAACGCAGCCUCCUCCUUCUCCUCCUCCUUUCAGUGAAACACCACCAUUGUCCUUAGCGAACAGCGUCAGUAUUGAGGAGAUGUCCUGUCAGAACACGGGAGACGAAUUGUUCUUCAGAGCAUCCAUCAAAGCGCCGAGAAACUCAGCCCCACCGGUGAUAGACAACGCGACGGGCGAUGUUUGUCGAGCGAUAGCGGUCAGGGACUCUUAUCGCAUUAAUUUUGAAAGGGACCAGGUCUGGGAUUGCGGGGUCGUCGAUUGUUCCGCGGACGGCAACCAAUCGUACUGCCUCGACCUGAGAUUCCCCGUGAUCCCCGGUCUACGAGUGAGGGAGGACCACAGGGUGACGUUGCGGUGUAAGACCCAGCAGAGGAUCGCGUAUCACACGAGGCAGAUCAGCGUGAAAACUUUGGAAGCGAAAGCGAGGAACGUACCGGGCGUGCUGAACGGCGGCGCCGAGAAUGCCCUGAAUGUGGACGUGGGGCUCUUCAGGAAGACUUACGGCUCGAGAAACAUUUUCGACGCGAGGAUAAAAUCCGGCGGCACGGUCGUUCUCGGCGAGGAGAUUCUGCUGCGCGUGUUAGUCAACGGCGACGACAGCUGGCGACACUCGAAGAUCGGCCAAGUGACGGUGCACUACGUGGAGGAGCGACAGCGGCAGAAAAUCGUUAACAGUCUGUGGAUCCUCGACACAGACGGCUGCUUGAAUCCGGACGUGCACGAGAUUUGUCCUCGGGAGCAAUACGCUUUGUCACCGUUGGAGAAUUACCUGAUUUUCCAGGCGUUCAUGUUCGAAGGCAUGAAAGAGACCGACGAGAUUUUCCUCACCGUGAAGACUACGGCAUGUCUGGAAUCUGUGGAUUGUGUUCUGGAUUGUCCCGGCAGUCAUGUCAGACGUGCCAGAAGUGUUUCAGAUCGAAACAAUACCGUCGAGUGGCAGGAUGACAUAGUCCUUCGAGUGAUUCUUCCAAAAUACGAGUCACGCGCCUCGCAGAAUUAUUAUUUAGCGAUUAUGAUACCGGCGAUCGCGUUACUCGCGCUAAUCGCGUCGCUGUGGAUCGUCAGAACCUCGCUUCGCCAGAGGCUAGCGAAAUCCCGAAUAAUCUUAAACGCUUAAUUUAUUUAUGCCCCUAUGAUUGUAUA